GUUUAUUUUUCACAAGUAAAAGUAAUUAUUGGCUUUGUGUUAGAUUGGAAAAGCAAUUUGACAAAACAAAAAUAAAAUGUAAUUGUGAGAGAAAAUGGUGAAACUAUCAAUUAAAUACUUAAAAAAACAUUGGAUAAAAAGGAACAGCCGUAUGCUGGCGUUACACUAUUAUUCGUUAAUAUUUUUCUAUUUUUCACAUCUACAUUUUUGAACUUCGUCGCGGAUUUCCGUUUAAAAGUGCUAAGGAAUUGACCACCUAGCUAUAGCAAACGAGUUAGCAAGCUAGCAGCUGAGCAAGCCGGAGUCUUGCUGCUUGAUGGCGAAUCAUCUCGCCAUCUAUUUAAAAAAUGGAUUUAAAAAAAGAAUAGCAGUGUGAUUGUGUUACAUUGGUAUUCGUUAAUAUAUCUUUUAUUUUUUACAUCUACAUGUGAGCUUCGUAGCGGGUUUCCGUUUAAAGGCACAAAGGAAUAGACCGCCUAGCUAGCAAACCACCUUGCAAGCUAGCAGCUGAGCAAGCCGGAGUGAAUCAUCUCGCCAUCUAUUUAAAAAAAAUAUUUUAAAAAAGGAACAGCAUUGUGCUGUAGUUAUACUGCUAUUCGUUAAUAUAUAUUUUUCUUACAUAUACAUGUGAGCUUCGUAGCGGGUUUCCGUUUAAAACCACAAACGAAUCGACCACCUCGCCAGCAAACUAGCAGCUGAGCGAGCGGGAGUGAACCAUCUCGCUAACCAUUCAUCUUUGUCGCGUCAAGUGAGCAUGCGCAAAGAAAACCCAGCUGCAGGUGGAGUGGCUGCUGAGCUGUCCAAACUAUCACCAACUUCCUGUUUGUCCUGCUUACGCGAGCCUUUGGAAUGGAUCGGACAGUCGAUCAGCAUCGAUUGAAUGAUGACGACUGAAGGUCUCUCAGGAUUGUGAGUUUUUAGGCUUGUGACCUACCGAAGCAGAGGGCAGACAUGGAUCACUGGUGUCAGGACUGGAUGGCAGCAUUGCCUGAGGAGCUAUGGGACGUCCCUCUCAACCACCUGGCCAUACCCGGGAGCCAUGACACCAUGAGCUACUGUCUGGACAUCAACUCCCCCCUGGUGAGGUCAGAGUCCGACCUCUUCAGGAUCUUGGACGGACUUUGCUGCUGCUUCACCAGACCCACCAUCUUCAAGUGGGCCACCACGCAGGACACACUGUCAUCCGUGGCCGCCUGGCUGGACUCCCACCCCAAGGAGAUCGUCAUCCUGGCCUGCAGACACUUUGAGGGCAUUAACGAUAAAUUCCACGAGUCGUUCAUCGUCUUACUCAAGAAGCUCUUUGGCUCGAAGCUGUGUCGGUGGGACGAAGCACACCUGAGCUUAAGGAGUCUGUGGGCGCUGGGUCGCCAGGUGCUCCUGUCCUACGACGCGGAUGUGGCGUCCAGACACGCUCAGCUGCUCCCUGCCAUCCCCUACUGGUGGGCCAACCAACGUACAGCCCGCGGCGCCAUCAGCUACCUGGAGUGGAACCAACAGCUUGGACGUCCACGGGGAUUCUUUGUGACAGGCCUGAACCUGACAGCAGACAGGAAGUACAUCUUGACCAACCCUAAGCAGUCCCUGCGUACGCUCACUUUCACCCACUGGGACCACCUGAGCAAGUGGCUGCAGGACCAGAGACCCGGGUCGAACCACACGGACCUCAACAUCAUCGCGGGGGACUUUGUGGGCCCGCUUCCUCUCUGCUCACUCGUCAUCGGCCUGAACAGGAAACUGCUGCCAAACAAAAAGUCUCACAUGGAAACCUCUUAUUGAUGGACGCUUCAUUAGGUACACCUGCACCAUCUCAUGACAGGAACCACAAUGUAUGAAAAGAUAUUCAACGACUAAAAUAUCCAAUUAAUCAUUACAAAAAUUCAAAUAGAAUAAAUCUUUAAAAACUAUAUUUAUAGUUUGGAUUAUAGUAGUUAGCAUAAAUCAGACCUGGGUUCAUCUGUGUGGAGUUUGCAUGUUCUUCUCGUGCGUGCGUGUGCAUCUAUAUGUGCCCUGUGAUUGGCUGGCCACCAGUCCAGGGUGUACCCCGCCUCUCACCCCAAGACAGCUGGGAUAGGCUCCAGCAUACCCCUGCCACUCCAGUGAGGAUAAAGCGGAAUCAAUACAAUAUUAAAAACAGUACAUACGUUAGAAAGUGAUGUAGUUCGUAAUAAUUAAUAGAGGAAUAUGAUGAAUAUAGCUUAGAUUUUAGCGAGUGUGAUGAACUCCUUUUUAUUUUGACAGCAUUAUUUGACAAUAUGAGACAUUCGUAUGGCUGUUGUCACAUUGACUACUGGUGAAUUAAAGGUGUUCAAUAUGUUAUUUGCUAAUCAAACAAGAACGUGUGUUACUCUCAACGUUUGCUACCCGUCCACAAAGAACUUCUUGUAGCGUCCGUAGGCGGCGCCACUGAUGAUGACCUUGACCACUGCCGAGCCCUCGUCCGCGUCCACGCUCACGUCCUGCACGGCGGCCUCCUUGUACAGCCAGCUACCAAACCCCACCCCCCCGUCCCCGAUAAAAGACAUCUUUAAUGACGCUGACCUCGACAUGGCCGCCUUACUUGUUGUAACGUGCUGCCGACACUCACCUGAGCUGAGGCGUGCUGAGCUUCACUUUCAGGCUGAGGGCACGCAUACCCGUAGAGGCCACAAUGCGCUCCUCCACAACCUCCCGCAGCGCCUCCAGGCCACGCUCCUCCAGAGCGGAGAUGGGCAAAGCAUCAGGCUCAGUCGCCUCGUACCUGAAAAGAAACACAUGAUGGCACAAAGUACACAUACGUGACUUUCGGCCUUCUUUUCUUAGCCUGAGCAUGGACGACGUGCUCUUUCUUACUUGUCCAGGAGGUCUAUUUUAUUGUGGACUUCGAUCAUGGAGCUCAGGAGGCGGUCGGGCACUUGAAGGUUCUUUAAAACGUUCAACACAUUGGCCUUCUGAUUGGUCGUCUCCGGGUGGCUGAUGUCUCUGACGUGGACCAGCAGGUCCUGGAGGUCAUAAACAAAUACUGGUAAAAAAAAAAAAAAUAAUACCAGUUGCACAAUGACCAUUAUUUUCACAGUGGACGAGUGGUUAGCACGUAGGCAUCACAGCUAGGAGACCAGAGUUCGAUUCCACCCUCUGUUAUCUCUGUGUGGAGUUUGCAUGUUCUCCCCGUGCAUGCGUGGGUUUUCUCCGGGUACUCCGGUUUCCUCCCACAUUCCAAAAACAUGCUAGGUUAAUUGGCGACUCCAAAUUGUCCAUAGGUAUGAAUGUGAGUGUGAAUGGUUGUUUGUCUAUAUGUGCCCUGUGAUUGGCUGGCCACCAGACAGCUGGGAUAGGCUGAGGAAAAGCGGUAGAAAAUGAAUGUUGAUAUAGUUUGCAAUGUCUAAAAUGCAAACAGGCAUAUCAAAUGUUUCUAAAAUGUAGUAUAUAAUUAGAAUUAUUAUUUUCUUUAGUAAAUAAAAAGUUCACCAGAUUGCUGUAGGUCAGUGAUUCUCAACUAGUAGGUUGGGACCCAAAUUGGGUCACAGAUCCAAGAAUUAAAAAAAAUAAAUAAAUCAUGUGACUGGAUUUUUGCAACGUCACUGCUAUUUAGAAAGAAGCAUCAAACACCUACAGAGUGUUUAAUGUCCUCCAGUGUGGCGGAAAAGGAAUCGAUGAGUUGGUGCGGCAGCUGCGACAGGAAGCCGAUUGUGUCCACAUACAGCGCCGUCAUGCGGUUGGGCAGCUGGCCCGCGUGGACCGUCACGUCCAGCGUGGCGAAGAGCUGAUUUUUAGGCUGGAGGUGGCUGUCGCCCGUGAGCGCUUUGAUCAGAGUGGUUUUACCUGGAAGGACAAACGGAUGAAGAACAUCAGAAAAGAGAACGAGAGCGCUGUGCCGAGUGUCUGCACACAAUCACCACAGUUGGUGUAUCCUAAGACAGACACCAGGGGGAACUCCUUGUGUUUCCUCCGAGAGUGAAGCAGGUGCCUCCUCCUCUUCAGCUUUUCCAGAGCUGAGCGGAUCUUCAUCUCUCGCUCCUUCAAAAGCCUCUGCUGGACUUCCAUCUGCGUCUCACCUGCACAGACCACGAAGAGGAUGAGAAGUUUGCUUAUCGAGUGGAGUCACAACAAAUGUUACCUGAGCCUCCGAUGUAUCUGGAGCCUCCACCUUGCUGAUCCAAGUUCAUGAAUUCAUUCUUCACACGUGACCUGGAAGGACGUAGAAGAAGAUAUCACCAAAAACAUACAUAUAAAUGACAUUACAGUGCUUUUCACUCACUUUAUUUGGACAACAAAAUCAUUUUUACCUCAAAACAGACCAGUGUUGAUAACGCACUACAAGUCCCAGCAUGCAUUACAACAGCGACUGUUUUUCACGUGACUUUGUUGGGAUUCAUUUUAUAGUGCUACUCAUAUAAAUUAGUGAUACACUGUGACAAUUUCACACACGUUACCUUUUCUUUUUUAAGUGUACUAAACAUAUUAACGAAGCCCGUCCCACUUCCUCUCGACUACGGCAGCUUUCGAGGGUCAAAACACGUAAACGUAAUUUAAAAUGAGGUGAGUUAGUCUUGAUGUAGCUAACGUUAAUGGCGGUUAAGUGCUAGAUUUACUACACAUAACAUUUGUGCAAGUAUAACCGAGCAGGUAAAGAUUGCCUCUAAUAUUGUAGGAGUGCAGUGGCAACAAAAACACGUUUAUUCUAGCCCAGGGGUCUCAAACAUGCGGCCCGCGGACCAAAUGUGGCCCGCAGGACACUAGUUUGAGGCCCUUGAUACGCCUUGAUAUGAAAGUUUAAUGUUACUGCGGCCUGCGCAAGUUUGAUAUGGAUGCUGUAUGGUAUCAUGUACCCAGAAAAAAUUAUUACGUUUGAUUAAUGUUCAUGUUAAAGGUUAAAUAACUGUUAAUAGUUAUCCUCCCUAUCCGUGUGGAAGUGGUAGUUUUUGGCUGUUUAAAUUUAAAGGAAAUUGAAUGAAUGAACUUGGAGGCUACCAUUUAGGUCGCUAGCUCUCUAGUUUGCGAGUUAGCAUGUGUCUCAAGACCCUGCAGUUGUGCAAUAUGUUGAGUAUAAAUAUGACUAUAGUCGUGUUUUGUCACGUCUACAGGGCUCUAAUAAUGCUUUGUUCAUUUUAAUCUGAAAAAAAUAAUUUGUCUACCCACCAACUAUAUGUGGUUUCUUAAGUUUUUAUUAUUUGCCAUUUUAUUAUUAUUAUUAUAUUUAUUUAUUUAUUACAGAUUGAUUGAUUUUAUUCUUCAUUCAUUCAUUUUCUACCGC
This is a messenger RNA of Doryrhamphus excisus (bluestripe pipefish), 5230 nucleotides long. NCBI's taxonomy places the organism in Eukaryota, Metazoa, Chordata, Actinopteri, Syngnathiformes, Syngnathidae. The record is from RefSeq and is a predicted model, not a curated record.